AUGGCGCUUUCCUCAUUCCUGAAGGUUCAUCCUCUGACCUUCAGAGGAACCUUGAACCCUACCAAUGCAGACAAUUGGCUUCAAGCCAUAGAUUGGGCAUUACAGGCCCAACAGGUUCCUGAAGAACAGUGGGUUAAGUUUGGAACCUACCAGCUGCAAGGCCAGAUGACCAUUACUGAGUACACUAGCAGAUUUGAGGAACUGUUCCAUUUUUCACGGAUUUGUCAGGGGGCUCCUGAGGACUUUACUGAGUGGAAAUGUAUCAAGUAUGAGGGAGGUCUCCGGAGCAACAUUCUGACCUUCGUUGCACAUAUGGAGAUCAGGGUGUUCUCUGAACUCGUGAACAAGAGUAGGGUGGCUGAGGAGUGUGUGAGAAAGGCUUUCCAGAGAAUGCCUUUCCAGAGGACUCCAGGGAGGAACUUUGCACCAAGGGAUAGACAAUUCAAGCGUAGCGGCUUUGUCCCUCAAAAUAAUCGAGGGUAA
Molecule: messenger RNA, 483 nt
Organism: Arachis stenosperma
Lineage: Eukaryota; Viridiplantae; Streptophyta; Magnoliopsida; Fabales; Fabaceae
Exons: 2
Coding region: 1-483 (160 amino acids)
Source: RefSeq, a predicted model, not a curated record